Messenger RNA from Dictyostelium discoideum AX4, 447 nucleotides. RefSeq lists its product as hypothetical. The transcript has 2 exons. Lineage: Eukaryota; Evosea; Eumycetozoa; Dictyosteliales; Dictyosteliaceae. Bases 1 to 447 code for a protein of 148 amino acids. The record is from RefSeq and is a predicted model, not a curated record.
AUGGUUAAUUAUUUACUUUUUGUAGAUGGUAGUGAUAAUAGUAAUAGAGCAUUACAAUUCAUAAAGAAUAAAUUAUUAAAUUCAAAUAAUAAAGGUGAUAAAAUUACAUUAAUGCAUUUUGUACAUCGUAUUGAAAACUCAUGGUUAAAUCCAAUCUCUGAUAAUUUAAAUAAACUUUCAAAUAUAGAAGAAGAACAAAAAUCAAAAGAUUUAGAAAAGAAUUAUAUUGAAAAAUGUAAAAAAUCAUUUCCAGAUGAAAUUCAAUGGAGAUAUAUUAGUAUAAUUAAAGAGAAUGCAGAGGAUGUUAUUGAAGCAAUUAAAGAACAAAAUCCAGAUAUUGUUGUAGUUGGAACUAGAGGUAAUGGAUUUUUAAAGAAAAUGUUUUUAGGUAGUUUUAGUGAAAUGGUUUUAAAACAUUCACCAUAUCCAGUUUUAAUUAUUCCAUAA